GAUGCUUUGGUUCAUCCUUUUAUCGUGGCUUCUUUUUCUGAAGACGGAAUCAACGUUGAUACAGGAAGAUCUUCCACAGGCCAUGAUAGAAUGUCUGAAAACUUUUGACGACCGAAUCACUACACAACAAGCGGCAGUACACAAAUUCUGUUGGGAUUUUUUCAACUGGGAGAAUAAUUCUAACUACACUAAUUCAAUAAGGCCUAAAAUCUAUGAAUAUGUCAUCAGACUGUUGUCACCAUUUUUUACAAUGAAACCACUGGGAAUCUCUAAAAGUAUAAGGAAGGAAUAUCGACGAUUAACAGACAGAGAAAGAGAAGAUUUUCAUAAAGCUGUUCGGAUGCUAAAACAAGAUACUAGUGUUCCACCAAACAAAUACGAUGCAUUAGCCGACCUCCAUACCUUUGCAGUAUCCCCUUCAGCUCACAGAGGACCAAGUUUUCCAGGCUGGCACAGGAUAUUCUUAGUGUUAUUUGAAAUGGCUAUAAAAGAAAUGGUCCCUGGAGUUAUCCUGCCAUAUUGGGAUUCUACUCUUGAUAGUAACAUGAUGAUUCCAGAACAAUCCGUUAUGUUUUCUGAACAUUUUGCAGGAAAUAAUAUGGGUUAUGUUACCACUGGUCCAUAUCGAGAUUUUAUUGGACCAAACACUGGUCCACUUCACAGAAAUAUAAGCGGAAGUGGUGCUGCGAUAUCUACCCAGUAUGCAGCGAAUAUAUUAAGUCAGACUCGAACAAAAGACAUUACUUAUCCAACGGCAGAUGAUGCUAAUUGUUUAGAGGAAGCACACAACGAUGUACAUGACUGGAUCGGGGGACAAAUGGGAGAGAUUGAUACAUCUGCAGACGACCCAUUAUUUUACGUUCACCAUGCCUUUAUAGAUUAUCUUUGGUCUCUUUUUAGAAUGUCACAAAAAGAAAAGGGGAUAAACCCCGAGUUUGAUUAUCCUAGGACUGCCUACGGGGAACAUCAUCCGUUAAUUGAUAUGAAACCAUUUGGAUAUUUUAGAAAUAUACAUGGUUACUCGGAUUACUGGACAGAUCAUGUUUAUAGUUAUGAAUAUUCGCCUUUUUGCACUCCAGACCAGCCUACGUGCAAAUCAAAAUGGCUGAAAUGCGACACGAAAAAUUGGCGGUGCAUUUCUCAACAUAUUCCUUUCCAAUCUGAUAUAGAAAAAGCUAUUCCGCAUGAUUUUGUGAUUGAUGGAGAACAAAAAUUAGACUUGUGGUGUUUUGUGACUGUACAAGUUUUCUAUGGCACAUUUGCUGACCAUUUACACCCCUCCUAUAAGGAACCUGAUAUUCUUGAUUUUGGACAUCUUAAUCAAAAACAACUUACACAUCACGAGUGUCAACAGAAAGACCAGAAUACAAUUGAUAUCUAUGUUGGAUCAAAUGGUGUAUCAUAUAGUGGUCAAUAUUUAGACUUUGUGGUUAUGGAUAAAAACAAUCCAUUUGCAACCUCAAGGCUUAACAUAGCCAUAUCGAAUAAAGAUAAUUCAUCCUCUCAUAUAUCUGCGCAUGAUUCUUGCGGACGACUGUGUUCUCCCGUAUGUCUUGUUGUCGGGUCUAAGCCACCAGAAUAUAAACCAUGCACUGGAAUGCUAUUGCACAGAAAUAGUUCGUCAGAUUAUUGCAAAACGGUAACUCUGGAUGACACAGUUGUAAGCUACAAGUCUAUACCGUUUAUAAAAUUUAAUUGCGAUAAAUUUGGAGCCUUAUUUAACGAGCAAAAUACAAAGGAGUAGAGGCACUAAGAUAUUAAAGUACUAACUAAGCAUCAAACCUUUUAUAUAAGUUGUACUCCGCAAUAGUUUACUGUCUUAAUGUAAUAUUAAAGAUAGUUCAGAAAUAUGCCAUACUAAAACUAUAUUCUGGUGAUAAGUUGUAUUCUUAUC
Molecule: messenger RNA, 1894 nt
Organism: Mytilus trossulus (common blue mussel)
Lineage: Eukaryota; Metazoa; Mollusca; Bivalvia; Mytilida; Mytilidae
Exons: 3
Coding region: 2-1744 (580 amino acids)
Molecular function (GO): oxidoreductase activity
Source: RefSeq, a predicted model, not a curated record